Molecule: messenger RNA, 1753 nt
Organism: Lacerta agilis (Sand lizard)
Lineage: Eukaryota; Metazoa; Chordata; Lepidosauria; Squamata; Lacertidae
Gene: PRSS35
Product: serine protease 35
Exons: 2
Coding region: 118-1365 (415 amino acids)
Biological process (GO): proteolysis
Molecular function (GO): serine-type endopeptidase activity
Source: RefSeq, a predicted model, not a curated record
GGCGUCUUGGCUUUCUGUUUUCAGAAGAGGGUCGCUCCAGGUUUGGCUGGCGAAGAGCACCGUCGUGGCAAGAGGCUUGGCGAGCGGGGCAGCCGUCGCGCGAGAAAACCAAGAGACAUGAUGGACCGUGCUCUUCUAUUACUGCUGUUUUCCACCCCUGUCUGGAGCCUCAUGAAUGGAAUAGACGCAGAACAAGAUUUCAGCUGGCAGUUAAGAAAAGUACCACAGAUAGUGAAAGAAAAAACUUUCCUCCUCGACGCUCCUAAAUUUGAAGCAAAUGCCAAAUUGGAGCUGAGUGGAGUGUGUGGGAUUGAAUGCCAAAGGACUCUCCCGGUGCCACGCCUGUCAGACUUGAAGGAGCUUCUCUCCUACGAGACUGUUUUUGAGAACGGGACACGGACCCUGACUGAGGUGAAUGUUUUGGGAGCAGAUCUUGACCCAGUGACAAACACCACUGCCAAGGUGCGCUCCCGGAGAAAGAGGCAAGUCUACGGCACUGACAGCAGGUUCAGCAUUUCCGACACGCGCUUCCUGACCAACUUCCCUUUCAACACCGCUGUAAAGAUCUCCACGGGCUGCAGCGGCAUCCUGAUUUCACCAAAGCACGUCCUCACUGCUGCUCACUGUGUGCACGAUGGCACAGAUUACAUCAAAGGCAGCAAGAAGCUGAGGGUGGGGUUGCUGAGGCUGAAAUCCAAAGGGGGCGGCAAGAGACGCAGGGGAGCCAAGAGGAGCAAGAGGGAAGUGUCAGAGGUCAAGGACCACCACACUGAUGCCAAACAGCUGGAACAAGGUCCCAGCAAGAGAGCUGGCAGGAAACAAAAGGCAUCUGGGUUGAAUGAAAGGAAAUCUGAGCGAAAGCCUUCCUUCCAGUGGACCAGAGUUAAAAGUACACAGAUCCCCAAAGGCUGGCUGAGAGGCAUAACUGGAGAUGUUGCAGUGGAUUAUGACUAUGCAGUCCUGGAGCUCAAGCGUCCUCACAAGAAGAAAUACAUGGAGCUGGGCAUUAGCCCAGCUAGCAAAACAAUGCCUGGAAGCAUGAUCCACUUUUCCGGAUAUGACGCUGACAGAUCUGGCCAACUGGUCUAUCGGUUUUGCAGUGUAUCUGAGGAAUCCAGCGAUCUCUUCUACCAGUAUUGUGAUGCCGAGUCUGGCUCUACUGGAUCGGGGAUCUACCUUCGCCUUAAAGAGCCCAACAAGAAGAAGUGGAAGCGCAAAAUUAUUGCCAUUUAUUCUGGUCACCAGUGGGUGGAUGUGAAUGGGGAAGAGCAGGAUUACAAUGUGGCUGUUCGAAUUACUCCUGUCAAAUAUGCCCAGAUUUGCCUCUGGAUACAUGGGAACAAUGACAAUUGUGCACAGGGCUAAUGGCAGCCGAUGCAAGAUCAGCUCUAGUAUCUGACAGUGCUAUGGAGUGAAGAACCUGCAAAAAUAAAUGCUGAACGUACAAUGACCUGCAUCUGACUUUAUUUGAACUUGAAACCAGCAUUUUUUCUGAUAUGCUGAAAACAUUUACACAGCAUUUAGCAGAAUUUCUUUUCGACUGAGUUGUUUAAAUUGACCAUAGAUAUGAUGUGCACUUAAAGCCCCAUAUUGUAUUACUGUAUUUAUUGUUUUUAAAUUGUGGUAAAUUCGAGUCAUUCAUAUUACGGAGCAGAAACUAAUGGCUCUUUCCGUUUGCUUGCAUUAUUAAGGAGAACCGCCUUCUCUUUUAACUGGUACUAUUAAACUAUGUGAUUGUUUUGUUUUCAACUUA